Messenger RNA from Syngnathoides biaculeatus (alligator pipefish), 4121 nucleotides. RefSeq names its product probable phospholipid-transporting ATPase IIA. Gene Ontology annotation, biological process: retrograde vesicle-mediated transport, Golgi to endoplasmic reticulum; phospholipid translocation; endocytosis. The coding region runs from base 151 to 3291 and encodes 1046 amino acids. The transcript is spliced from 28 exons. The record is from RefSeq and is a predicted model, not a curated record. Gene Ontology annotation, cellular component: trans-Golgi network; endosome; plasma membrane. Lineage: Eukaryota; Metazoa; Chordata; Actinopteri; Syngnathiformes; Syngnathidae. Gene Ontology annotation, molecular function: ATPase-coupled intramembrane lipid carrier activity; magnesium ion binding; ATP hydrolysis activity.
UUUUUUUUCUUUGUCAUUUUCUCUCUCCGAGUGCCAAUGUGUCCCACCCGGCUCGCUGUCAGCGGCUCUGUGUGAAGCGGUAGCCUCCGCCCAGAACCUCAGAACCGCCCCAGCCAGGCUCCGCGGCCGCGGCGGCUUCUCCUCUUCAGAAUGACGGACAAUAUUCCCCUGCAGCCUGUCCGGCGGCCUAAGAGAAACAACAGUAAACACAGGCAUGGAUGCUGCCCAUGGUCCAAAUGUUGCGGCAUGUGCGACUUCCGACCCCGCACGGUCUGGCUCGGCCAUCCAGAAAAGCGGGAGCAGAGGUACCCCCGGAAUGUCAUUAACAACCAGAAGUACAACUUCUUCACCUUCCUGCCUGGGGUGCUUUUCAAUCAGUUCAAGUACUUCUUCAACUUGUACUUCUUGCUCCUGGCCUGCUCUCAGUUUGUGGAGGAGCUACGCUUGGGUGACCUCUACACCUACUGGGUCCCUUUGGGUCUGGUCUUGACAAUCACUAUCAUAAGAGAGGCCGUUGAUGAAAUUAGAUGCUACAUUCGAGACAAAGAGGUGAACUCUCAGAUCUACAGCAAGCUGUCAACAAGAGGCACGGCGAAAGUCAAAAGCAGCAAUAUUCAAGUGGGAGAUCUUAUAAUAGUGGAAAAGAACCAGCGUGUUCCUGCUGACAUGAUCUUUUUAAGGACCUCAGAGAGAAAUGGCUCCUGUUUCCUACGCACUGACCAGCUAGACGGGGAGACAGACUGGAAGCUGCGCCUCCCAGUGGCAUGCACACAGAGACUACCAACUGCUGCAGACCUUCUACAGAUCCGUUCCUAUGUGUACGCAGAAGAGCCAAACAUCGAUAUCCAUAAUUUUAUUGGAACUUUCACCAGGGAGGAUGGCGACCCCCCAAUCAAUGAAAGCCUUAGCAUUGAGAACACGCUGUGGGCCAGCACAGUGGUUGCCUCAGGCACAGUAGUGGGGCUGGUGAUUUAUACUGGCAAAGAGUUGCGCAGCGUCAUGAAUACUUCCAACCCGAGACACAAGGUGGGCUUGUUUGACCUGGAGGUGAACUGCUUGACUAAGAUCCUUUUUGGGGCCUUGGUGGUAGUUUCUCUCGUCAUGGUGGCUCUGCAGCACUUUGCUGGACGCUGGUACCUACAGAUCCUGCGCUUCCUGCUGCUCUUCUCCAACAUUGUGCCGAUCAGUCUGCGUGUCAAUCUGGAUAUGGGAAAAAUGGUUUUCAGUUGGAUGAUCAAGAAGGACUCAAAGAUACCUGGCACGGUGGUGAGAGCCAGCACUAUACCCGAACAGCUGGGGCGCAUCUCUUACCUACUGACUGACAAAACAGGAACCCUCACCCAAAAUGAAAUGGUGUUUCGGCGCCUCCACCUUGGGACUGUGGCGUACGGAAUGGACUCUAUGGAUGAAGUGCAGAGCCAUGUGUUCAGUGCCUACACACAGCCCACUCAUGACCUUCCAGCCUCCAGGACCCCAGUGACCACAAAGGUUCGCAAGACCAUCAGCAGUAGAGUUCACGAGGCGGUGAAAGCCAUCGCGUUGGUGCACAACGUGACACCAGCAUACGAGUCCAACGGCGUGACAGACCAGGCUGAGGCAGAACAGCACUACGAAGACACCUGCAGGGUGUACCAGGCCGCCAGCCCCGAUGAGGUGUCGCUAGUGCAGUGGACAGAGAGCGUUGGGCUGACGCUGGUGGGAAGAGACCAGUCUUCCAUGCAACUCCGUACCCCGAAUGGCCAAAUAAUGAACUUCAGCAUCCUGCAGAUUUUCCCAUUCACGUAUGAGAGCAAGAGGAUGGGUAUCAUUGUGCGAGAUGAAUCAACUGGAGAGAUCACAUUCUACAUGAAGGGUGCGGAUGUGGUGAUGGCCGGCAUCGUCCAGUAUAACGAUUGGCUGGAAGAAGAGUGUGGGAACAUGGCAAGGGAAGGUCUCCGGGUCCUGGUUGUCUCCAAGAAAUCCCUGACUGAGGAGCAGUAUCAGGAUUUUGAGGCACGCUACAUCCAGGCCAAGCUCAGUGUGCACGACCGCUCCCUUAAGGUUGCCACUGUGAUCGAAAGUCUGGAAAUGGAGAUGGAGCUCCUGUGUUUGACUGGCGUGGAGGAUCAACUGCAGGCCGAUGUCAGGCCCACUCUGGAGAUCCUUCGCAAUGCAGGCAUCAAGGUUUGGAUGCUGACAGGAGACAAGUUGGAAACGGCCACAUGUACUGCUAAGAACGCCCACCUGAUCACCCGCAACCAGGACAUCCACAUCUUCAGACCAGUGACUACGCGAGGAGAGGCCCAUCUGGAACUCAACGCCUUCAGGAGGAAACAUGACUGUGCUUUGGUGAUAUCAGGGGACUCACUUGAGGUUUGUCUCAAGUACUACGAAUACGAGUUCAUGGAACUGGCGUGUCAAUGUCCCGCUGUGGUCUGCUGCCGCUGCGCUCCCACCCAGAAGGCCCAGAUCAUCCGGCUGCUACAGGAGCGGACGGGCAAGCUCACCUGUGCUGUAGGAGAUGGAGGAAACGAUGUCAGUAUGAUCCAGGAAGCCGACUGUGGCGUGGGAGUGGAGGGAAAAGAAGGCAAACAGGCCUCGCUGGCCGCAGACUUCUCUGUGACUCAAUUCAAACAUUUGGGUCGUCUCCUGAUGGUUCAUGGACGGAACAGCUACAAGAGGUCUGCAGCACUCAGUCAGUUUGUCAUCCACAGGAGCCUUUGCAUCAGCACCAUGCAGGCCGUCUUUUCAUCUGUCUUCUAUUUUGCUUCAGUGCCACUCUAUCAAGGAUUUCUCAUUAUUGGCUACUCUUCCAUCUACACAAUGUUCCCUGUCUUCUCCCUGGUGUUGGACAAAGAUGUUAAAUCCGAGGUGGCCAUGUUAUAUCCCGAGCUAUACAAAGACCUGUUGAAGGGUAGACCUCUAUCCUUUAAGACAUUUCUAAUAUGGGUUUUGAUAAGUAUUUAUCAAGGCAGCAUCAUCAUGUACGGGGCACUGCUGCUCUUCGAGUCCGAGUUCGUCCACAUUGUGGCCAUCUCCUUCACGUCGCUCAUCCUCACCGAGCUGCUCAUGGUGGCGCUGACCAUUCAGACGUGGCACUGGCUCAUGAUGGUCGCUGAACUCCUCAGCUUGGCCUCUUACGUGGCGUCGCUCGUCUUCCUGCACGACUUCAUUGACGUGUACUUCAUCACUACACCGUCGUUCCUGUGGAAGGUGACAUCCAUCACGCUGGUCAGCUGCCUGCCCCUCUACAUCCUCAAGUACCUGCGGAGGCGCUUUUCCCCGCCUAGCUACUCCAAACUCACCACUUAGAUCUACCUUAUUUGACCUGGACACCUUUAACAGAAACGUCAAAGCCUAAGUUCUAAACAAUUGUGGGUUUGUUGCCUCUAUGUAAUAAAUAUGACAUGUUGUUAAUUUAUUCAUGCACGUUUUUUUUUUUUUUUUUUAAGAAUGCCAUUGAGGUUAGUGGCAUUUUUACAUGAACAUUUGCCCCCUUUAGUAGCAGUAGCAGUUUUAUUGCUGCACAUGGGACUUUAUUCUUACUCUACCCAAACUGUGAAUUCUAAAAGGAGUUCCAGAAUUAUACGCUUCAAAACCAGUCGAGGUGCCAUAAAAGUCACGUUUGUUUAUGUCAGGCAGCGGAGGCGGCCAAUGUCAGGGGGCCCGUAGUGUCCGAGGCUAAAUUGGUCGUAGUGUAUUUCUAUAGUGCCCCCACACCCCCGGGACUGCUGGUUAUUGUGGGCCCUUUGCCUCGUCAUGUGGUGGUGACCUAAAGCCAUAAAAAAAAAAAAUCAAAUUAAAUAAAGCAGCCCUUUUACUGGCCUCAACUAAAAGGGAUUAUCAUGUCAAAGCAAAAUCUUUGUUAAUAUUGUCAAUAUCUUUUUUUGUUUACUUUCUCCUAGUGAUGUAGUGAAUCUUAUUGUCUUUGACCUACCAGUACUGUUUUAUGAAAUUACUAUUUAAAAAAUAUAUCUAUUUAUUUUGCGAUUAAUGUGGAAAGCAUGACAUAGAUGCUUGUAAAUAACUUCUUUUAAUUUUUAUGUAUUAACCUUUUUUUAAACACCGUUGGUUGUAAUGGGACGAGCCGAACAAAAAAUGUAAUUAUUGUGUUGAUAGUUAAUAAAUUGCUUGGUUUGUUU